This is a messenger RNA of Punica granatum (pomegranate), 761 nucleotides long. Lineage: Eukaryota; Viridiplantae; Streptophyta; Magnoliopsida; Myrtales; Lythraceae. The record is from RefSeq and is a predicted model, not a curated record.
CGCUCUCCUCAUUUCAUUUGCCGCCGGGGGAGCCGAUAGACAGUUACCCAAAAUCUCAAUCUCAAACCUCAUUCUUCACUGUAGAGAGAGAGAGAGAGAGAGAGAGAGAGAGAUGUUUGGGAGAGUGAGAGCGCCGUCUUCUUCGCCAGACGAGCUGGAGAGACACACGGCGAAGCUUCUCAAGCACGAUUCUCUCUCCAUCUACGAGUCUACCCUGCUAAAGCUCAGAAUAGGUUGUCAACAUGCCAACGAUACACCUCCUGAGGAAAUGCAGACGGAAAAUGACGGAAAGGACAUGGAAGCCGAUAGCAAUCCCAUAUUUACAUGUCCCAGAGCCAUAGUAUCUCCCCAGGGCUCAAUGACUGUAGAUGAUGGUGCUGGUUCUUGUGCAGAUAACUUAUCUAGAUCUAGUAGCGGCAGGGCGAUGUCAAUUCACCAUCUGUUUUCUAGAUACAAGGGUUCCAAAGCUACAUCAUUAAUCCAUGACCAGAUGAUGACUACAGAGAAUAAUCGUUCUCCAAGUAUUCCUCCGAAUUCGGGAAACAAUUCGUGUCUCAGUAACAUGGACCAGCACUUGGAUACCGACCGUAUCAGCUCAAUAAUUGUUGGUAGUGUGUAGCUUCUCUGUUCGUGUGAUCUUCUUGGUCCAGAUAAUCUAAAUUUUUUCGCUUGUCAGUUGAUACUGUGAUGUAUCCCAUUGUACCGAAGCCCUCCUAAGAUUGGGCCAACAUAUAAAUGUCAAUUCCGAUUGCAUUCGUAAA